CGGGGGAGGCGUUUCGCCGAUCGCGGUAAGCCUUCCGGUCUUUUUGGAUUCGCCUUCAUCCCCUGAGACUUGAAAGAACCUAAAAAGACGUGGGAGGCUUGGCUCCCCCAGAUAACACCGUAAGGGCUCUUGGCAACCGGGGUUAGCCGCGAGGGGGCGAAGAGAUGGUUUAAAAGUAACCUGGACGCCCUCCCAUUGUUGCAGAUCCCAAUAGUUUAGCAUCAAAAUUGUUUUUGCAUUCAGUUUCUUUCUCUUCCUCUUUUUUCUCUUUGGUCUCCCGUCCUUAUUGCAUGUCACGUCAUGUCGGAAGAAAAGAAAGAAGACUUUUUGGCUCCCGUGCCAACCCAGAAUGGUGAAAUCCUCGAAGCAUCUCACGAUGCCGUCUUUGGUGAAAUCACCGAGGAUGGUCCUAACUAUCGCGCUGUAGGAUGGAAAGGAACGGCCGUCUUGAUGAUGAAGACCCAAAUCGGUCUGGGAGUCCUGUCUAUCCCUGUCGCCUUUGAUGCUCUUGGCGUUGUCCCUGGUGUCAUCUGUUUGAUUGUCAUUGCCGGUAUCACGACGUGGUCCGACUACAUUAUCGGUACAUUCAAGCUGAGGCACCGAGAAGUCUAUGGCAUUGACGAUGUGGGUGAGCUGCUGAUGGGCCGACCGGGGCGUUAUAUGCUGGGUGCUGCAUUCUGUUUGUGGUGGAUCUUUGUGGCCGGCUCUGGCAUGUUGGGUAUUUCCAUUGGUCUGAACGCAGUCUCCUCGCAUGCGACGUGUACCGCAGUCUACGUUGCCGUCGCUGCCAUCGUCGCCUUUCUAUUUGCGAGUAUCCAAACUCUCGGCCGCAUUUCCUGGCUGGCCUGGGUUGGUCUUUUCUGCAUUUUGACUUCCAUUUUGAUUGUCACCGUCGCCGUCGGAAUUCAAGACCGUCCUUCUGCCGCCCCAACCGAUGCCGUUUGGGUCUCGGACUACAAGAUCGUCGGUAGCUCGUCUUUUAGCGAAGCUAUUUCCGCCGUGUCGACGAUCAUCUUCGCGUAUGCGGGCACCCCUGCCUUCUUCUCCAUUGCCUCCGAGAUGCGCGACCCAACACACUAUAACCGCGCCUUGAUCACCUGCCAGUCCGUCGUGACGUGCUUCUACAUCGCCAUCGGCAUUGUGAUCUACUACUACUGCGGCUCCUAUGUCUCCUCUCCUGCUCUCGGCUCGGCUGGUCCGAUCGUGAAGAAGGUGAGCUACGGCUUCGCGCUGCCCGGUCUGAUCGUGAGCACAUUGCUAUUCGUCCACAUCACUGGAAAAUACAUUUUCGUCCGCAUGCUCUCAGGCUCCCGCCAUCUAACCGCCAACACCGUGAAGCACUGGGUCAUCUGGCUCGGCUGCACCUUCGGUGUAACCCUCGUCGCCUACAUCAUUGCCAGCGCGAUCCCCGUCUUCGGAGACCUCGUCUCUCUGGUCGGUGCCUUGCUCGGCACCCCGAUGUGCUUCCAGCCCAUGGGUGGUAUGUGGCUGUACGAUAACUGGAGCAAGGGCAAGGACCAUCGCACCAUGAGGUGGAACCUGAUGGUGGGUUGGUCGAUUUGCGUGAUCGUGGCUGGAUUCUUCUUGAUGGUCGCCGGCACGUACGGGUCCGUUGUGAGUAUUAUAAACAGUUACAAGGAGUCCGGGGGCUCGGCUGCCUGGUCUUGCGUCGAUAAUUCAUAGAUUAGAUUUAUGAUAUAUUAGACUUAUAUCAGAACUUGAUGUUCUGAAAUGUACGAAUCUUUCUCAUGUGUUGAAU
Penicillium brasilianum is the source of this 1759-nucleotide messenger RNA. NCBI's taxonomy places the organism in Eukaryota, Fungi, Ascomycota, Eurotiomycetes, Eurotiales, Aspergillaceae. The record is from the annotation of a GenBank genome assembly.